GUCUUAUGACAGCUUUUGUAGUUUUUGUAGCUCUGUUUGUACUUAGCAACGUGCUCCGUCCAACUUGAGUAAAUCAUCGUGGAGCUGGACACCAGAGGACACUGAAACUGGGCAAACUUUGCAUGGUGUGAGUCUUACAGUGCUUACAGUGCUUACCCGGCCUGGUGGCAGACAGCAGCAGUUCAGUCUGAGUUGAGCUGCUGUUAUGGAUGAUUUGGAAGCAGAGCAAAGCCCCCCUCAGGAGUCAGAUGAAGACGAGCCCUCAGACAGUAACACUCAAAAUGGAGCACAACUGUCAAAACUACCUUUGGCAGAUCCCAUAUUUCAAGAAACAAUCAAAGAAUCAGGGUUUCACAGGACCACACGGAUUUGUCUGGAGCAGAUCAGAGAAGCCAUGUUGCAUCAUAGAUGGCAAGAAGCAGCAGAAUAUAUGAGUAGUUGCUACCAAAUGUUGGAAGACACAAAAGGAGGCUCAUUACAGCGGAUUAGAGAGAUCAUUUGGAGAAUAAGCACUGAGAUCCUACACCAUCACCCUAACUCAAAGAUGGAAGACUAUAACAACAUCUAUGAACGGAUGAAACAUUCAGGAGUGAAACAUUACCUGAUGAUCUGUCUGGAACAUUCUUUCCACCUGCUGGUGAAUGGCCAGAUUGAGGAUGCAAAGCGCCAGUUGUCUAUUGCAGAAAGUUGGAAGUAUGGGAAGCUGUUUGCAGGACAGUCUCAGAGGAGUAAACUGAUCCAGGCCUACAGGAGUUUGCUCGAGUAUUUCAUCUGGUGUGACAAAAAAUUCACACACUCCCUCACCGAUAAUCCUGAUGAUGGUGCCACUGAAGAGAUGCACAGGUACUUCAGACACUCCGCUGUCAACCUGAAAGACAUUUUGACAAAUCCAGGCAUCUGGGAUCCCUUUAUACUGAGUUAUGUUGAUAUGUUGGAAUUCUAUGAGGAUAAUGAAGAGGCUUUGAGGGUCCUGAAUGACUAUGCAUAUAACAGCUCUUUUCCCCUAAAUCCCAAUGCGCAUGUGUUCUUGUACCAGUACCUCAAGAGGCAUGAGGCUCCACAGAGUAAACUAAUGAAAGUAUUAAAGGGCCUCUAUGCUCUAGUCCCAAGUCACGAGUUGAUGCUGGAAUACUGUUCUCUGCUGCUUCAAUCAGAAAAAGAAGACAACAUCCAGAAGGCUUUAGGAGUCAUUCUAGAUAUGUUGGACUACACCUGCUGGAAGACCAACUUGGAAGUGUGGAAGUGUCUGAAGACCAUUAUUGACAAAUUGAAGCUUCAAAAUGCAGGAAAUUGGAGUGACAUCAUAUCUGGCAAAAUGGAGGCAAGAAAAGACUGGUGGCCUGCGCUGCACUUCACAAGUUUCCAUGCCAGGAAAGACUCUGAGGAGAACCCAGAGUUGGUUGAAAUGAAGGCAUCACUGACAUCAGUCCUUUUCCCAGACCAAACUCUUAACUACACCGCUGAAGAGGUUAUCAGUGGAGAGAGGACUUAAAAGAAGAGCACAAAUGAAAAUAUCAAAGUGUGGCUUCAAAGUAUCAACUGUCGCUGAAAUACUGUCAGGAAAUGUGGUAGUAACCUUGGCAAAGGCAUCUUGAUAAAGAACACAAGUCUAACUGGCAGAUGUGAACGUCAUUACAGCUUUUUUCCCCAUGAAAGGAAAGAGAUUUUUUUCCCACGUGUGCUGAAUUGAAUCUAGAGGUUUAUAUCAUCAAGGUAUUCUACAUUGUCCACUAGGUGGAACUCUUGUUAUGUAUUUUUGUAAUGACUAGCUGCUGAGUUUUACCACUGCAUUUUGACAAACUGUACAAAGCUCGGUGUCCGUCUGUAAUGUUUCAGUAAACAUUUUAAUGAAAGCCCAGU
Molecule: messenger RNA, 1860 nt
Organism: Myripristis murdjan (pinecone soldierfish)
Lineage: Eukaryota; Metazoa; Chordata; Actinopteri; Holocentriformes; Holocentridae
Gene: taf1a
Product: TATA box binding protein (TBP)-associated factor, RNA polymerase I, A
Exons: 11
Coding region: 206-1492 (428 amino acids)
Biological process (GO): transcription by RNA polymerase I
Cellular component (GO): RNA polymerase I transcription regulator complex
Source: RefSeq, a predicted model, not a curated record